AUGAGUUAUAACCCAACUGAGCCAUUACCUUAUGAUUCAUCCGAUAAUUGUCCUAUAUAUAAUCCCUUUGCAUCAUCAAGUGCCAACGAUGAAGAAGAGAGCGCCAGAGAAACUUCACCAUUGAAGAAAGCUAGAAGAGUUGUAUCGUCAAAUUCCUUAUCGGCAUUUCUACAAAGAACCAAAAGGGAAAGAAUUGGAAACAGAAGCAGAAGAUCAAGUCGAUGGUUGAAAGGAGAUGACGUGGAUAGUAAUCAUAGUGUGGGGGAUGUUUGUAAUUCAUCCUUUGCAUCAUCCCCAUCAUCUUCUGAUUUGGAAAGUUUACCGGAUUUAACUGAUGAUGAUGCUGAUACUCCAGAAACAACUCCAGUGAAACCAAUUCAUAAAUUUACAUUCCUAGAUACUGUUUCACCCAGAGGGAAGCUCUUCUUUGAUGACGGUUUCACCAUCCAACAGCAACCACAGACACAAUCACCUACAAUACACAAGCAGACUAAAGUUUCCAUAUUUGAUGUUCCUGAACUCGUUCAUCGUAUACUCUUGUUUGUGGAAGCACAAAACGAUCAUCAGCCUCAUGAAGUCACCUCUAUUCGAAGAAAACCAUUGAGUUAUAAUCAUGCAUUGUUGAUUUACGGGGAUAAAGAGCUGGCUCAACAAGCAAUGGCUGAAGAUGGUGAGAAGCAUCAACAACAAUACAACAACUCUACCAACCCUUUAUUCAACUGUCUUCUUGUUAAUAAACUAUUCAAUAGAAUCACUCGAGAGCUACUUGCUAAGAAGUUCUACUUUUCCAACGAUAUUCAAUUUAACAAAUACGUCACCACCACCACCACAACAGCUACCCCAAUCAACUUUCAACCACAGCUGUUUAAUCUUCAUAAAUUAUUCCAUAGCAACCUGUCCCUAUUCAACAAGGCAAUAACCAAUAUUAAUUUUCAUAACCUCACUUCAUUUGAAUUAUUUAUGUGUCCCAAAAUAUAUCCAUCAUGGGAUAUUUUUCAAUCAUGUGGAUCAAAAUUACAAAAAUUAAUAGUCACCGGAUCCAAAACAAUUGACGAUAACUUUUGCUACAUGAUUAGUCAAUAUUGUCAAAACCUCACUUGUUUGGACUUGCGUGCUUGUGAAUUAAUUACUGAUUCUGGACUAUAUCACAUCUUCAGGAGCAACCACAACUUACAAGUGGUCAAUGUUGGUCGUAAAAAUAAAGGUCAUUUGAUUACCAAUACUUCAAUUGCAGUUUUAAUUAAAAACAAUUGUCAUUUGCAUACAUUAGGACUUGCUGGUACAUAUAUAUCUGAUGUUGUGUUGUGGCAAAUUGGUCAUACUUUGAAACAAAUCUCGCGAUUGUCAUUAAACAAUUGUCCUAGGUUGACAAACUCCGGAGUUGCUAGUGUCCUAAAUCAAUCUCGGUUUUUUCCUCAUUUGAUAGUAUUGGAAUUGAGAUUUAAUUUACAAUUGACUGACUUAACAAGUUUGAUUCAUUUUAAAAAUAGAAAGAAUUAUCAAUACUAUCAUCAAAAAAACCACAAUGGUGAUCCUUGUGGAGAGUUGUUGCUAAUUGAGUUAUGUGAAACUCUUAUGUAUAGAAUGAGACGUCAAGAAUUGGAUUUAGAUAAGCUUAUAUCCAAUAAGAUCAUGAAUGAUAUCUUGUAUUGGAUCAACGAUCAAUGGGAAAACGAUGGUGAUUUACCAUAUAUGGAGUUAUUAAAUAGCAGAAAGAGAAAGCGUCAAUAG
Messenger RNA from Lodderomyces orthopsilosis Co 90-125, 1731 nucleotides. It is a transcript of the gene AMN1, whose product is annotated as Amn1p. Gene Ontology annotation, biological process: SCF-dependent proteasomal ubiquitin-dependent protein catabolic process. The transcript has a single exon. The record is from RefSeq and is a predicted model, not a curated record. The coding region runs from base 1 to 1731 and encodes 576 amino acids. Gene Ontology annotation, cellular component: SCF ubiquitin ligase complex. Lineage: Eukaryota; Fungi; Ascomycota; Pichiomycetes; Serinales; Debaryomycetaceae.